Messenger RNA from Trichogramma pretiosum, 1663 nucleotides. RefSeq names its product adenosine deaminase 2-like. The record is from RefSeq and is a predicted model, not a curated record. Gene Ontology annotation, molecular function: adenosine deaminase activity. NCBI's taxonomy places the organism in Eukaryota, Metazoa, Arthropoda, Insecta, Hymenoptera, Trichogrammatidae. The transcript has 5 exons. Gene Ontology annotation, biological process: inosine biosynthetic process; adenosine catabolic process. The coding region runs from base 18 to 1532 and encodes 504 amino acids.
UCAAUCUAGCUUCUAAAAUGAUUUCUUUCUCUAUAUUGAUUUUUUUAUUUUCAUUAAUUGUGUCAAAUGAUGGCAAUCCUCUAUCUCGUUCUUAUAUCCACAAUCGGAUGAAGAUAAUUGAAGAAGAAAACAAAAUGGCUUUUGGGUCAUCGAUUGGACUAAGUCCAGCUGAAGAGCUAGCUAAUCAAUGUUUAAUGAAAGCUAAAUUUGAUGAAGUCGAUCACGGAUAUCUGCAUCCGACUGAAUUUCUGCCGGCUCAAAACUAUCUAGAAGUCAGUAAAAAAAUUAAAAAUUCCGUUGUAUAUCAAAUGAUUCGUAAAAUGCCAAAAGGUGGACUGUUUCAUGCCCACAUAUCAUCCAUGUUACCACCUGAAGAGCUUAUGAAAUUUACAUAUGAACCAAACUUGUACAUAUGUAAAACUAAAAAUUUAGUAUAUAAAUUUGUAUUCUCGAAAAAUCCUCCGGGAAAAAAAUGUGACUGGAAACUUUUGUCUGCUAUGCGUAAACGAGACCCUAAAAUUGACGCAAAAAUAAAAAAAAGUUUAGUUUUACAAAGAUCUAAAUUCGAAGAUUUAAAUGUCGUCUGGAAUGAUUUUGAAGAAAUAUUUGACACCGUAAGAGGCAUUAUAACAUACAGACCUGUCUUUGAAAAAUAUCUUCGUGGUGUCCUAGAGGAAGUGUACAAAGAUAAUAUUAUGUUUGUCGAAAUUCGCAGUGGUGCAUCUCAGUUAUACGAAUUAGACGGACGUUAUCUUGAUACUGUCAAAUCGGUUGAAGUAGCUUUUAAAAUUGUUAAAAAAUUUACUAACGAACACCCAGACUUCUUAGGAAUGAAAAUGAUAUAUUCUCCACACAGAAAUCCAUCUCCCGAAAGACUCAAGGAGAUAGUUCAAACUUAUAUGCAAUUAAAAGCAGCUUUUUCAGAUAAGAUCAUCGGUUUCGAUUUUGUUGGUCAAGAAGAUAAACUUCCGAGUCUCUAUUCAGUUGCACAUGUAUUAGAAACAUUUCCAGCAGAUACACAAUUUUUCUUUCAUGCUGGUGAGACCAAUUGGUAUGGACAUCCUUCAGACCUUAACCUGGUCGACGCAGUUCUUUUUAACACCAAGCGUAUUGGACAUGGCUUUGCUCUGCCUAAGCAUCCAAAAGUUAUGGAAAUCGUGAAAAAUAAGGGAAUAGCCAUUGAAAUUAAUCCAAUAUCGAAUCAAGUUUUGAAAUUGGUCGAUGAUUUACGUAAUCAUCCAGCAAGCGAAUUUUUCGCUAACAAUUUGCCCGUUGUCGUGUCAAGCGAUGAUCCAUCUUAUUGGGAUGCUAAAAGUUUAUCGUCCGACUUUUACGAAACUUUCGUCGGUAUUAUGUCGAGAAGUGCAGAUCUCAGAUCUCUGAAGCAAUUAGCUUUGAAUUCCAUUACUUAUAGCGGUCUCGACGACCAAGAGAAACAUGCAGCAAAAAAAAUUUUCAAAACCAAAUGGAAGGAGUACAUGGAUAAAUUGACUCAAAGUAAAUAUUGUACGGAAAUCAAUGAAACAAGUUGAUCGAAGAACGCAAUUUUAUAAUUUGUAAUUGUUUCUCUCUUACAAAUAAGUAUAGAGGGUUAUUAUUAGCUUGUAAAUUUCGAAAACAUAUGUCGCUUGAAAUAUCGAAUAAAGCAGCAAAAUAAAAGCAA